AUGGUGAAGUACUCUCAAGAACCGGACAACUCCACCAAAUCUUGCAAGGCAAGAGGAUCCGAUCUUAGGUGCCACUUCAAGAACACGAGGGAGACAGCGCAUGCGAUAAGGAAGCUGGGUUUGAACAAGGCCAAGAGGUACUUGGAAGAUGUGAUUGCUCACAAGCAAGCUAUUCCCUUCACACGUUUCUGUCGUGGUGUUGGACGUACCGCUCAGGCCAAGAACAGGCACUCUAACGGUCAAGGUCGUUGGCCUGCUAAGUCCGCUCAGUUCGUUCUUGAUCUUCUCAAGAAUGCUGAGAGCAAUGCUGAGGUGAAAGGUUUGGAUGUUGAUGCCCUUUUCAUCUCUCACAUCCAAGUGAACCAAGCAGCUAAACAAAGGAGGAGGACUUACCGUGCUCAUGGAAGAAUCAACCCUUACAUGUCAAACCCAUGCCACAUUGAGUUGAUUUUGUCAGAGAAGGAAGAGCCUGUGAAGAAAGAGCCGGAGACGCAGUUGGCGGCAAAGUCAAAGAAGGGAACUUCAUCUUGA
Molecule: messenger RNA, 531 nt
Organism: Microthlaspi erraticum
Lineage: Eukaryota; Viridiplantae; Streptophyta; Magnoliopsida; Brassicales; Brassicaceae
Source: the annotation of a GenBank genome assembly